Molecule: messenger RNA, 5756 nt
Organism: Plasmodium vivax (malaria parasite P. vivax)
Lineage: Eukaryota; Apicomplexa; Aconoidasida; Haemosporida; Plasmodiidae
Product: erythrocyte binding protein 1
Exons: 6
Coding region: 1-5619 (1872 amino acids)
Cellular component (GO): membrane
Source: RefSeq, a predicted model, not a curated record
AUGACGCUGUACGGCUUUUUAGCCCUUGUGGCAUUCUCUUGCAUUUGCAAAACGAAGCGUAUAGAAAAUCCGCAGAAGGAGUUUAUGGACAGAUUUGACAUAGCCAAGAAUCACGUAGACAUAAGUUGGUCUACAAAUGGUGUGUUAGGAAAAGGGGACUAUAAAUACGAUAUAGAUGAUGAAAAGAAUGAAUACUCUAAGCUUAUCACAAAGAAUAUAUCAGGAACCUGCCCCAACCAGAACAUCCACGGAAUGUACAAGGGUAGCUGUCCCGAUUAUGGGAAAACAUUCUCAAUGGAUAUAUACAGAGAUGAGUAUAAUGAAGAUUUUUUAAAUGAAGUUAGUUUCGGUUUUUUGAACAAGAAAUUGAAUCUUUCAAUAGAAAUUCCAGUGCAGAAAAGUGGGAUGGCCAUGUACCAAGGCCUCUUCAAGUACUGUCCUUUGGACGAAAAUCAUAGUUUGCUGAUAAAAAAGGAACAAGAAUAUGAUAUGUGUUUUAAACGAAUUUACAGACAUAUGCAAUCCAUUAGAAGCAAUAAAAAACGUACGUUGAGGAAUAAAUAUUUACACUUUGGAUGGCACGGAUUAGGAGGUCGAUUAGGUUCCAACAUGAAUUACCCUCUACAUGAUUAUAAUCCGUCGGAAAGUCAUGUGACUAGAAAAAUGAGAUUCUCCGGUUUGAUAAAAAAUUUGUCCGAUUGUUCUAUUUAUUCCCAUUGUAUGGGUCCAUGUUUUAACAAAGAUUUUGAUAACGAAUGUUUUCGCAGUUUACCUGUCGUUUUUAACCACAAAACGAAGGAGUGUGUUAUCCUAGGAACACAUGAAGGAAGUAGAAGAAGAAAUUGCCUGUCUGAAUAUACAAAUGGUUUUGAGAGGUGUUUUAUGCCAAUAAAAAAGGAAACAGGGAAAGAAUGGACCUACGCAUCGUCAUUUUUGCGUCCAGAUUAUGAGAAGAAAUGCCCUCCAAGAUUUCCAUUAAAUGAUACAGCAUUUGGCUACUACAACAAUAGCACUGGUGAAUGCAAAUCAGCUGCAAAAGGUGAUUUUGUGAGUUAUGAAAUGUCUUUCAAAAGUUGUAUUGAAGGACUAUUCAAUUAUUUUGGGAGGGCUAGAAAAACUCGCAGAAAAAAAUUCCUAUGGGGGAUUUGGGUUUUGGAAGAUAGUUCCAAAAAAUUAAAUUCCAUGGAUGACAUUGGAAUGUGUUCCAUUUUGAAGGAGAAACCCAGUUGUGUCUUGAAAAAGAAAAACCACUAUUCCUUUACGAACCUGACGGCGAAUUCUUUUGAUUUCGAGCAAAAUGUAACGUAUCCACACGUGGAGGAGAUGCUUGUGCAGGGCAAUGAAGUGGGUGAAUUUGAAAAACUCGUACUGGAAAAAAGCGAAAAGGAAACAGAUUUAAUCGAAAUGGAUAAAAAGAGGAAAAAAGCGCGAAAGGAAGGUGAAGAAGCAGAACAGAGAGAAGCAUAUCGAAUUUUGGAAAAGAAGAGGAAAAGAAAAAUGAAUGAACAGGCAGGAUUAAGGAAGAAGAAUCUUAAUUAUGUGUUUUCCAUGCAAAAGAGUGACGAGUCAACACAUCCAAAUGAAGUCGAUUCUAUUUUUAGAAGCAAGGGUGAACCUAUAAGUCAAAUGCUUGAACUGAACCAGUCUUCCAGAAGCUAUUUGCACAAUCCAGGUGCUCGUGGUAGGGGAAGACACCAAAUUUCGUAUGUGAACUCCCAGACAAUAAAUAACAGGCCAGCUUCUCAGAAUGAAGCAGUUGUCAAUUCCAGAUUGUGGACAAAUCCUCAAGCUAAAUUUAUGGAAAGAUUCGAUAUUCCAAGAAAUCACAUUUUUAUCGAUUGGAAAAAGGAAGGAAAAUUGGGAGAGGGUAAUUUCAAGUAUGAUAUUUUAUCGAAUAAAACUGCUGGUACCGCUCAGUCAUUAUUAGUUGAUAGUUAUAAUGACAUUUGUCCAAAUCAUUCAGUUCCAGGAAGGGCACAAGGAAGUUGCCCUAACUAUGGAAAAGCUAUCAUUGUUGAAACACUUGAAGAUAAACGUAGAGAUAUGCAUUUUAAUUUCCAAUUUUUAAAUGAAAUACAUACUGGGUAUAUGGGAAAAAGAAACGGACGCAGUAUCGAACUUCCAUACGAUAAAAGUGGAAUAGCUAUGCAUCAUGGUUAUCCAACAUCGUGUCCAGUAAAUACGCAUGAAGAAAUGUUGUUCGAAAAAAUGGAUGAUUACAAUUAUCAUAUGUGCAAGUCUUCCGUGUUUUCAACUCCGUUCUCCAUGAAGGAAUGGGAUCCCCAAAGCCGUUCAAUUAAGUAUUAUGGCCUUUACGGUUUGGGUGGUCGACUAGGUUCGAAUAUUUCAAAUUAUGGAACAUAUGGACAAACUAUAAAAAGAGGUGAAAAGCGUACGAGCAACAUAACGCUACCAAUGAAGAACCCAGGGGUGAUAAAAAACUUGUUCGAUUGCUCUAUAUUUUCCUACUGUUUAGGACCUUGUAUUGAAAACACGUACAAAAAUAAAUGCUUCCGAAAUUUACCAGCUUAUUAUAAUCACGCAACAAAUGAAUGUGUCAUACUUGGUACCCAUGAACAGGAAAGAACCGAUAACUGCAGAAAGGAAAAAACUGACUUAAGCAAACCCAACUGCCAGAAGCUUAGAAAAACCUCAGAUUCGAAGGAUUGGACAUAUGUUACAUCAUUUAUUAGGCCUGAUUAUGAAGAAAAAUGCCCACCUAGAUUUCCUCUCAAUUCCAAAAGUUUUGGGAUCUACGAUGAACGAACAGGAAAAUGCAGAAGUCUCGUCAAAAAAAAGAAUUUCAUUGGUGCUCUAAAUUUCGACGCCUGUUUAGAGUAUUUGUUUAGAACCUCUCCAAAAGAUUUUUACAGUAGUGAUGCUGGCAAAUACUGGGGGGUUUGGAUUGCAAACGAGUCGGUUAAUAAAGAUAAUAUGUUUAGUGUUAAUGGGGAAUGCUACUAUGUACGUCGAAAACCAACUUGCGUCAUCCACAAAGAGGACCAUUUUUCAUUCACAUCUCUCACGACAAAUGACAUUGAUUUUUAUCAAAACCUUAACAUAGAACCUCUGGAAGAAUUGAUCGGGCAGAGAAAUAUAAUUGGUUCAGAUAAACAGGAUGACAAAAGUAACAGGGCUACGGCUAGGAAGCAGCUGGCGGUAGACAUGGCGCUAAAUCCAUCAGAUUUUAACAUCAGUGCUAAGCAUGACGGUAGUGCAACAGAGGAGAAGGAUAUUGAAGAAGAAAUACGGGUAGAGGAAGCAAGACGGGUGGAGGAAGCAAGACGGGUGGAGGAAGCAAGACGGGUAGAGGAAGCAAGAAGGGCAGAGGAAGCAAGAAAGGCGGAAGAUGCUAGAAAGGCAGAGGCGGCUAGAAAGGCAGAGGCGGCUAGAAGGGAUGAAGCAGAUAGAAAGGCUGAGGCAGCUAGAAAGGCGGAAGAGGCAAGAAAGGCGGAAGAUGCUAGAAAGGCAGACGCGGCUAGAAGGGAUGAAGCAGAUAGAAAGGCGGAAGAGGCAAGAAAGGCGGAAGAGGCAAGAAAGGCUGAAGCGGCUAGAAAGGCAGAGGCAGCUAGAAAGGCAGAGGCAGCUAGAAAGGCAGAAGCGGCUAGAAAGGCGGAAGAGGCUAGAAAGGCUGAAGCGGCUAGAAAGGCUGAAGCAGAUAGAAAGGCAGAGGCAGCUAGAAAGGCUGAAGCAGAUAGAAAGGCAGAGGCAGCUAGAAAGGCAGAAGCAGCAAGGAAGGCAGAGGCAGCUAAAAAGGCUGAAGCAGCAAGGAAGGCAGAGGCAGCUAAAAAGGCUGAAGAGGCUAGGAAGGCAGAGGCAGCUAAAAAGGCUGAAGAGGCUAGGAAGGCAGAGGCAGCUAAAAAGGCUGAAGCAGCAAGGAAGGCAGAGGCAGCUAAAAAGGCUGAAGAGGCUAGGAAGGCGGAAGAGGCAAGGAAAGCUGAAGCUGCUAGGAAGGCAGAGGAUGCUAGAAAGGCUGAAGAGGCAAGGAAAGCUGAAGCAGCUAAAAAGGCUGAAGCAGCAAGGAAGGCUGAAGCAGCUAAAAAGGCUGAAGCAGCAAGGAAGGCAGAGGCAGCUAAAAAGGCUGAAGAGGCUAGGAAGGCAGAGGCAGCUAAAAAGGCUGAAGCUGCUAGGAAGGCAGAGGAUGCUAGAAAGGCUGAAGAGGCAAGGAAAGCUGAAGCAGCUAAAAAGGCUGAAGCAGCAAGGAAGGCUGAAGCAGCAAGGAAGGCAGAGGAUGCUAGAAAGGCAGAGGCGGCUAGAAAGGCAGAGGCGGCUAGAAGGGAUGAAGCAGAUAGAAAGGCUGAGGCAGAUAGAAAGGCUGAGGCAGCUAGAAAGGCGGAAGAGGCAAGAAAGGCGGAAGAUGCUAAAAAGGCUGAAGCAGCAAGGAAGGCAGAGGCAGCUAAAAAGGCUGAAGCAGCAAGGAAGGCAGAGGCAGCUAAAAAGGCUGAAGAGGCAAGGAAAGCUGAAGCAGCUAAAAAGGCUGAAGCAGCAAGGAAGGCAGAGGCAGCUAAAAAGGCUGAAGAGGCUAGGAAGGCGGAAGAGGCUAGGAAGGCGGAAGAGGCAAGGAAAGCUGAAGCUGCUAGGAAGGCAGAGGAUGCUAGAAAGGCUGAAGAAGCUAGAAAGGCUGAGGAAGCUAGAAAGGCUGAGGAAGCUAGAAAGGCUGAGGAUGCUAGAAGGGCUGAAGAAGCUAGAAAGGCUGAGGAAGCUAGAAAGGCUGAGGAAGCUAGAAGGGCUGAAGAAGCUAGAAGGGCUGAGGAGUUUAGACAGGAGGAAAAUGCUAAAAAGGCGGAAGAGGCAAAGAAAAGAGUCGUGCAUGAAAGUAAGAAGACUGAGGGUUCCGCGGCGAAGGGAGUUACUGAUUCAUCUGAUGACAACAGGGAAGAGUCAAAGGAGUUUCCAAAGCAUAAGUUCAAUAUAAAUAAUAUUUCUGGUGAAAAUGGAAAUUCUGAAAGUAAUUCGAAUACAGAAGCAUAUAAUAAAGAAAAUUUCGAAGAGGAAGUUGAAGAAGCGAAAAUGAGAAAGCAGGUUGACGAUCAGAAUAUGGGGUCCGAAAAUCCAAACAGUAAUAAUGCACCAAGAAAUUAUGAAUCCAGAGAUGAUAAAUUAGAUAAGAAUGAGUAUAUAAAGAGAGAUGCUGAAAAAACGCGGGAGGAGAUAAUAAACUUAUCCAAAAAAAACCCGUGUACUGUUGACGUUUCUUCAGACUUUUGCGAUUAUAUGAUGAAAAACAUAUCUUUUGGUAAUUGCUCUGAUGGAGAGAGAAAGGGACUGUGUUGUUCAAUUUCAAAUUAUUGUUUAAAGUAUUUUGAUUAUAAUUCAAACGAUUAUUAUACCUGUGCGAAUGAAGAAUUUGGCCAAAAGGAUUACAAAUGCUUUCGGAAGAGCAAAGCUUCAAACGCGGCUUAUUUUGCUGGGGCAGGAAUAGUGUUGAUACUCCUGCUUGUCAUCGCUUCAAAAGCUACUCUGGGCAAAUGGUUUGAAGAAGCUACCUUUGAUGAGUUUGAUGAAGAUUAUGAAAAAGUCCACACAUUUGCAAUGAUAUGUAAUGGAUCUUCAAAAGCCAAGGAACAAACACAGAAAGCGGAGCCGUCAGAUUUUUCCGGGCACAUGUCUGAUAAAUGACACUUGUUUUGACCGCCCCUUUUGUGAAUCCUUAAACUGCUCAGACUUCACAUGAAAUAUUUAUUCCUGGAAAUUUCCCCACACUUUUGCAGUGACUUACACAGUACAUUUUUAUGUGUCCGUAAUUAUACUAUAGU